CCUGAUCUUGCUGAAUGAAUGACAGAUGGUCAGUACAAUAUGCAACUCACUGUAUGCACAGCAUGGCUACUGAAGUGGACCAAAACGCACUUAUAAGGGCUCUGAACGAACUGAAAAGAUUUCUUAGAACAUCGUUAGAUAAUGUGGAAAAUGAUCUCGCCAAAGGUGGUUCUUCACAAGAAAUUGUAAAUAAGAAAAUUCGUCCAUUAUUUGGUCUGAUGUCAGCAGGGGCCAAGUUCUUUAACAGUUUUCUUUCAGUGUGGGUGUGAAGAACCAAAAGGAAGCAGAAAGUUUAUGGGAACAAUUUUUUCAAAUUGCAGAGGUUCGAGAUAAUGUUGAAGGCUUACUGCAACUGGAAGUGGAGUGGGAUAGUUUUUUGAAACGUCUGGAUGUUCAGAUGCAAAUGAGCGACACAACUCUUUCCCAGUGUCCUGCAGCCCAGACGCUCAGCUCGGAUACACGGUUUAUACACGUCCAAACUAAAGAGAAUGUGUCUCUGAGUCAGUACUUGGGCAAGGGAGAGAAUCUCCUCCUUGUGCUGCUCCGGCAUUUUGGAUGACAGCCGUGACGAGACCACCUGACUGAGUUGAAGGACAGCAAGAAGCUUCUGGAAGCUCAGUCAUUGCGGGUGCUGGUGGUCUCAUAUGGUUCUCUUGAAGGGGCAACGUUCUGGCUUGGUCAGACAGGCUAUGAAUUUGACAUGCUGUUGGAUGCAGAGAGAGUGGUGUAUCAAGCUUUCGGUCUGGGUUCAUCCAUCAGCAAGGUGAUGAAGUUUAAGUUAAUGCUCCACUACUCUGGAAUUCUGGUGAUGAACCGACAGUUACCCGAUGUGCCACCUCAGUUCAUCGAUGAUCUAUUUCAGAUGGGAGGUGAUUUUGUGCUGGACCAGGGUGGUAAAGUGAUAUUUUCCUACCGGUGUAAAAGCCCUGUGGACAGACCAUCGGCUACACAGAUUCUGGCUUCCGUCUCUGCUCAUUCUUAGCAUUCUUAAGUCCUGGAGAAAAAGAGCUUUCAGGUUGGCUCCACAGAUAGACAGCUCCCCCAGAGGUUGUAUGGAUGAAGAUCUGACUCAAACUCAUACACUUAUGAAGAGUCGUCUCUGAUGGAUAUUUACACCCUCUGGUCAUCUCAGCUUCUCGUCUGUUGAGUUAGCACCUAAAUAACACAUUAACUACUGUCUUGAUUAAAAAAAAUCAGAUUAUUAACUUUAUUAUACAAGUCAUAUGAAAUGAAAUAAUCUUAAGUUGUUGAACUACUAUUUACUGUGAAGGGUAAAUGUAUAAAUAUAACUGAUUUAUAUAGGUUGGAAUUUGAUAAUUGAAGUCCACAUUAAAUAAAGAGCUGGAUAUCAGCAAGAAUGAGACUA
Molecule: messenger RNA, 1366 nt
Organism: Ctenopharyngodon idella (grass carp)
Lineage: Eukaryota; Metazoa; Chordata; Actinopteri; Cypriniformes; Xenocyprididae
Gene: selenol
Product: selenoprotein L
Exons: 10
Source: RefSeq, a predicted model, not a curated record